Rhodotorula toruloides NP11 is the source of this 1476-nucleotide messenger RNA. RefSeq names its product amino acid transporter. NCBI's taxonomy places the organism in Eukaryota, Fungi, Basidiomycota, Microbotryomycetes, Sporidiobolales, Sporidiobolaceae. The transcript is spliced from 11 exons. Bases 1 to 1476 code for a protein of 491 amino acids. Gene Ontology annotation, cellular component: fungal-type vacuole membrane. Gene Ontology annotation, biological process: amino acid transmembrane transport. The record is from RefSeq and is a predicted model, not a curated record. Gene Ontology annotation, molecular function: L-serine transmembrane transporter activity; L-tyrosine transmembrane transporter activity; L-glutamate transmembrane transporter activity.
AUGUCGCCUCGAAACUCGCCCGUCCCCCGAGAGGACCGGACUCCUCUGCUACACGGCGCGUCGGACGACGAGGCAGGACCGGUCAAGGAGCACAAGCGGGAUGGAGCAGCUACGAUGACGAGCUGUAUAGCCAACCUCGCGAACACCAUCAUCGGCACCGGCUCGCUCGCAAUGGCUCACGCGUUCGCUGGCGAAGGCCUGAUACCGGGCAUCAUCAUGGUGCUUGUCUGCGGAGGAGCCGCGUGGCUCGGGCUGUACCUCUUGACGAGAAGCGCUGCGAUGGCUCCUCACCGCGCCGCAUCCUUCUCCAGCCUCAGCACCUUGACCUACCCAGGACUCGCUAGGCUUUUCGACUUUGCCGUCGCCCUCAAGUGCUUCGGCGUCUCCAUAUCGUAUCUCAUCGUCAUUGGCGGCCUGAUGCCGAAAGUCGUCCACUCCUUCCGGCCCGACCUCACCGACUCAGUACUCCUCGACCGCCGACUUUGGAUCCUCGCUUCGAUGACUCUCCUCUGCCCGCUCGCCUUCCUCCGCCGCCUCGACAGCCUCAAGGUCACUUCCUACAUCGCCCUCUGCGCGAUUGGCUACCUCGUCUUCAUCGUCGUCUACUACUCCUUUUCCGGCCACCCCGAACUGCCGCCUCCAGGCGAUAUCCAGCUCUUCCGCUUCGGUCCAUCCUUCAUCCAGGUCAUCUCGAUCCAGACCUUUGCAUUCACCUGCGCGCAGAACAUCUUUGCAGUGUUCAACGAGCUGAAUUCGAACACGCAAGCACGGCUCAACCUGGUCGUCGGGACGUCCAUCGGCGGCGCCGCCAUCAUCUAUGAGAUCCUUGGCAUCCUCGGAUACCUGACGUUCGGCUCGACUGUCGCUGGCAAUAUCAUCGAGAUGUACCCUCGCAACAAGCUCGUCUCCAUCGGCCAAGUCGGCAUCACCAUCCUCGUCCUCUUCUCCUACCCUCUCCAGCUCCACCCAGCCCGUGCCUCGCUCGACAAGUUUCUCUUCCCGCACCCGACGCCAGCCGAAGCUGAAGACGACGACACCGCCAUUGCGCCUGUCGAUGACCAUGGCAGCGGCGACGACAUCCCCUUGACGCGGUUUGUCGUUGAGAGCGCCGUCCUGCUCUUCUCGACUUUCUUCAUCGCCAUGUUCGUCUCGAGCCUCGAGACUGUUCUCGGCUUCGUCGGCGCGACAGGAUCGACCACGAUCUCCUUCAUCCUGCCCUCGGUCUUCUUCCUCGCGCUCUUCAAGGACUCGAACACGAAGCACGACCGGAGGUUACGAUGGGUCGCGAUGGCGUUGCUGGCGUGGGGCGUGCUCGUGAUGGUCGUCAGCCUCUCCCUGAACAUCUACCACCUCGUCCAGCAGCCGGAGCAAGGCAGCCUGCACACUCUCGGCUGGAUCGGGGGCAAGACGGCGCCGCACCCGCUCGCGCUCGCAGGCGACUCGGCUGCCCUAGUCGAUGGCGUAGCGAGGCGAUAG